Messenger RNA from Lecanosticta acicola, 825 nucleotides. NCBI's taxonomy places the organism in Eukaryota, Fungi, Ascomycota, Dothideomycetes, Mycosphaerellales, Mycosphaerellaceae. The record is from the annotation of a GenBank genome assembly.
AUGGAGAACAGCAGCAAUACGACGGCGGUCCCGGAUCUUCAGGCCAUACUGGCCACUCUGGCUCAGCAUAUGCAACCGACGGCCCCGAUAGCGCCUAAUCCGAGAGACGAAUACGGCUCUCCGACUCCCGAGAUUGACCAAGAAGCAAUCAAGGCCGGUACAGCACCACCGCGGGACCUGGGGCUUCAUGACCCGCGCCUAAGACCGCAAAACAAAUCUGCUGCGGCCUCCCCAAGACCAAUGAUCGAUCCAGCUUCGAUCACAGUCUGGUCAGAAGCCUUGCGUUGUGUGACCAAGAUCGCCGCCCAGAAUUCACAAUUUGCAGUAAGCAUCAAGAGGGUAAGAUUGUCAUCGAGUGAUGCUAUAGGAACCCAUUGACACCGAAUCCAGAUGAUCAAGGACCAGCGUGCCCACGAGAUGCGUUGGUAUACCGAGAGGCAGAAUUUGAAGCAGACGCAGGCCAAUCGCUCGCAGUCGGCAGCCAAAGCUCAGUCCAUCCUGAAGUCUUUGAAUACCAGCUUCUACGGGGCUCCACCUGCUCCAGAGUCUCCAGAGAUCAGCAAAGAGGCAGAGCUGGCAGACUUCGAUCGAAAGAUCUACUCGGCUCAGAAGGCCAUGGACACAGCAAUGACGGCGGAGCUCAAGAGCCUAGGCGUGCCCUUCUUCGGCACAAAGGAACAUCUGGUUGUGUCUGACAAUCCUGGUGUCUCCAAUCAUAAAGGCCCAGAGGACCAGCCAAAACACAGCCAAAUUGUUACGGAGAGCCAACUUCUGGACCUUCGGAGGAAGAUGGUGAAGCACCUGGAAGAUCUGUACCGAGAUUGA